AUGGUGCAACGGUACAGGGUGCUUGUCAUGGUGCUGAUUGUGAGCCAACUCCUGCUGAGAAUCUUCAAUAAUAAAGAUAAGAAGAAAGGCCAGCAUGAUACAUAUUGCUGGUACAUGGAAAACAUAGGGCUGGUGGCCAGUCAAUUUCCCGACACAAGCAAUGUCAGGUUCCAGUCUCACAUCGAAGCUGUGGAGGUGGUUCUCAUGGAUCAUCAAGCUAUACUCAAGUUUCUGGAAUUUGUACGAGAUAAGAAGGAUCACUGGAAACUCAAUCAUAUGGAACUCAACUUGUACAAGGCUCUCCACUGUUCGAAGACAAUGACAGAGGUUGUUGCCAUUGUAUGGUUUGGGGGCCAGGCACAGAGUCUCUCAAUGUGCUGGACUUGGGACCAUUACACGGAACUGAAACAGCACCUCAAACUCAUUUUUACCAAUCCCGAGCUGAUCUUUGGUGCUAAUGUGGCCCCCAAGACAGCUUGCUUUGGUGGUCGGCUCUGUUUUAAUCCUGCUGCUAUGGCUGCAGCAUUCAAACUUGCCUCCAAGCUUGAGCAUCUGUGUCCAAUCACACUAGCCCUAUUCCAGGGAGCACUCAACAAGUGGGAAUCAUUCACAACUGAAUAUGCGCCAGGCGGCACAAUUCACCAAGCCAGUACUGAGGAGCAUGAUGCUGCAUGGAUGCCUGCAAUAAAUGACGCAAACAAGGGGGCCCUUGGCAUAUUCCGGCUGCGUGCACAAGAUAAGCCUACCUUAUCAAUGCAUCAGCACAAUGCAAUCACACAAUUUUGCCACAAUGACACGCAGUUGUUUGUGGACGCAACACUCACCUCAGAAGAUUUUUGCCAUGCCAUGCGCCUUGUGAGAGAAAUUGAUAGCACUGGACUUGAGAAGAAGUGCCACCUUGAGAUCAUUCAGCAUGAAGAGGGUGAGAUCCAAGCAAAGAGGCAGAGGGUUGCAGAGGCAGCAGAAGGAAGCACAGAAGAAGGCGAGCCGAGAGGCUGA
Messenger RNA from Serpula lacrymans var. lacrymans S7.9, 999 nucleotides. RefSeq lists its product as uncharacterized. Bases 1 to 999 code for a protein of 332 amino acids. Lineage: Eukaryota; Fungi; Basidiomycota; Agaricomycetes; Boletales; Serpulaceae. The record is from RefSeq and is a predicted model, not a curated record. The transcript has 3 exons.